This is a messenger RNA of Dreissena polymorpha, 1648 nucleotides long. Its product is annotated as sodium-coupled monocarboxylate transporter 2-like. Gene Ontology annotation, cellular component: membrane. Gene Ontology annotation, molecular function: symporter activity. The transcript is spliced from 8 exons. NCBI's taxonomy places the organism in Eukaryota, Metazoa, Mollusca, Bivalvia, Myida, Dreissenidae. The coding region runs from base 185 to 1249 and encodes 354 amino acids. Gene Ontology annotation, biological process: sodium ion transport; transmembrane transport. The record is from RefSeq and is a predicted model, not a curated record.
AACUUCAACCCGACCACUCGCCACUCCAUCUGACGUUUAGUAGUGGGCGGUAGUAUCACAUGGAUGGGAACGUACGGGUGUAAUCAGGCCAGUGUUCAGCGGUACUGUGCUCUUCCAACCCUGAGAAAGGCCAAGUAGCGGCGUCUUCCUCCUUGUUCUUUCCACGUGUCUUGCGGGCGUUGUCAUGUUCGCCUACUACGCACAAAAAGGCUGCGAUCCCUUGACCAGCAAGAAAGUGGCCAACGCCAAUCAGCUCAUACCGUACUUUGUCAUGGAGGUGUUGGGUUACCCGGGACUUCCAGGACUCUUUGUGUCGUGUUUGUUUAGCGGGGCGCUAAGCACAAUGUCCUCGUGCCUUAACGCGCUCGCAGCCGUCACGUGGGAGGAUAUCCUCAAGCCUGCAAUCGGCGACAAGGUGACGGAGCGCGUAAAGACGUGGAUAAGCAAGGGACUUGUGCUUGUGUACGGUGCCGCUGGUGUCGGCUUUGCGUUUAUUGCGAAGACAUUUGGUGGGACGGUGCUGCAGGCAUCCCAAAGUUUUACUGGUGCAGCAUCGGGUCCAAUUCUGGGCAUGUUUCUACUCGGUGGUCUUUUUCCGUGGGCAAAUUGGCAAGGCUGUGUAGUGGGCGGAAUACUGGGUCUGGCGUUCCCGCUUUGGGUCAGUGUCGGCGCAUAUAGCCUUCCCCGCAAGGGCUACACACUGAACUUCCCUACGGCAAAUUGUUCGUUGGCAAAUGUAACCAUUGGGACCAAUGCUGCAAUAAUUUCAACGACAACAGCGGCUGUUACUGAACUGUCUGGAGUGAAGUUAUUGCAUACUGUGUCAUAUCAAUGGUACUCAAGCAUUGGCAUGGCAACUGUCAUAGUUGUAGGGCUGUUUGUCAGCUUCGUUACGGGAUGGCAGAAAGAGAAGGUAGAUCCAAAAUACCUCAUUCCAUUAUUUGAUCGACUUUUGUGUUGUCUACCGGAGAAAUGGAGAAAUCCAUGCAGGUGUAGUUACCAAUUUAAAGACCCAGAGGUUUUGGUACAAGAACGGCACUCAAAAGAAAUAAUGAUCACAAAAGAUGAUCAGGAGGAUCAUAUGAGCUGCAAGGAUUAUAUUCAAGAAAAAUCUCCAGCGUUGAACGGAAACUCAUCUGCGACUCCACUGGGCUACAAACCGUCGCCGAUACAAAAGUUUGUGUACACAAACGUUUCAUUUGAUUUGCAAGAGAUGCUUUCGACGAAAUCGCCGCCUAACGGCAGCUAAGGAGAAUGUAGUUUUACGCUUAAGACUUUUCGUAUAACUACGAACGAAUUUCAAUCGCCCAAAAAUUGCGUUUUGUAUUAUAUCAUUUUAAUCAGAUUAAGGUGUGCCUGGUUAAUUGAUGUCUUACAUAAUGCAUUUAUCAGUUAUAUGUCAACGUAUAUUACGACGUAUGAUAUAAUAUAUCAAUAUGCAAAUAUAAAUAUACUUGACCAAACGAGUAUUAUCAAUUUAUUACACUCAAGCAGACAGUUUGAAUAUCCAGUUUUUCCUGUGGCUUACUAUGUAGCUUUAUCUUUCAACCAAUACAUUCGAACUUUAUCAUUUUGUUUUUACUUUAAAUAAUCUGAUAUCAUUGGAAUGCAUUAAUUAAUUGGUAAUAUAGAGUUCAGAUUGUUUAAG